AUGCUUAGAGCUUUCAAACGUGCUAUUCCACCACGUGCACAAAUACUCAGGAGCAACGUUCCAUCAUUGAGGUGUAACUUUGUCAGAAUCCAAUCGAGAUGUUUUGCUACAGCAACAGACACCUUUUUGCAAGGUAACGAUGCCAACUAUGUUGAUGAAAUGUACCAACAAUGGAGACAGGAUCCUGCAAGUGUACAUUCAUCCUGGAAUGCCUACUUCACCAACAUUGAGAAGGAUGGCGUAUCGCCUUCAAAGGCUUUCCAAGCUCCACCCACUUUGGUUCCAACUGUUUCUGGUGGCACUGCUGGGUUUUACCCACAACAAUCAAAUGUCAACGAAGAUGUCGUUACUCACUUGAAAGUCCAAUUGUUGGUUAGAGCUUACCAAGUCAGAGGUCACCAAAAGGCAAAGAUUGACCCAUUGGGAAUCACCUUUGGCUCAAACGCUGACGUUCCAAAAGAAUUGACUUUAGACUAUUACCAAUUUAGCGAAAAGGACUUGGACAAGGAAAUCACAUUGGGACCCGGUAUUUUACCAAGAUUUGCCACUCAAGGUAAGAAAUCCAUGACUUUGAGAGAAAUCAUCAAGACUUGUGAGGAGUUGUAUUGUUCAUCUUAUGGUGUUGAAUAUGUUCACAUUCCUUCCAAAGAGCAAUGUGACUGGUUGAGAGAAAGAAUUGAGAUUCCACAACCAUUCAAGUACUCCCAAGAUCAAAAGAGACAAAUUUUGGAUCGUUUGAUUUGGGCCACUUCUUUUGAAACUUUUUUGUCAACCAAGUUUCCAAAUGAUAAGAGAUUUGGUUUGGAAGGUGCUGAGUCUGUUGUUCCUGCCAUGAAGGCUAUGAUUGAUACUUCUGUUGAAGAAGGUAUUGAAGAUGUUGUUAUUGGUAUGCCACAUAGAGGUAGAUUGAACGUGUUGUCUAACGUUGUUCGUAAGCCAAAUGAGUCUAUCUUUUCUGAAUUUACUGGAUCAAGAGAAUUUGACGAAGGUUCUGGUGAUGUCAAGUACCAUUUGGGUAUGAACUACAAGAGACCAACCACUUCUGGUAAACAUGUCAACUUGUCAUUGGUUGCUAACCCAUCACACUUGGAAGCUGAAGAUGGUGUUGUUCUUGGUAAGACACGUGCCAUCCAACAAUACAAGAAUGAUGUUGGUGAAUUCAAAAAGGCAAUGUCAAUCUUGUUGCAUGGUGAUGCUGCUUUUGCAGCUCAGGGUGUUGUUUACGAAACAAUGGGUUUCGCCAACUUGCCUGCUUACUCAACUGGUGGUACUAUUCAUAUUAUUGUCAAUAAUCAAAUCGGUUUCACUACUGACCCAAGAUUUGCUAGAUCAACUUUGUAUCCAUCUGAUAUUGCCAAGAGUAUCAAUGCACCAAUUUUCCACGUAAAUGCUGAUGAUGUGGAAGCAUGUACUUUUGUUUUCAACUUGGCAGCUGAAUGGAGAGCCAAGUACCACACUGACUGUAUUAUUGACCUUGUUGGUUACAGAAAGCACGGUCACAAUGAAACUGAUCAACCAUCAUUCACCCAACCAAUCAUGUACCAAGAAAUUGCCAAGAAGAAGUCUGUCAUUGACAUUUACACCAAUCAAUUGAUUGAAGAGGGUACUUUUACCAGAGAAGACAUUGACGAACACAAGAAAUGGGUUUGGAACUUGUUGGAAGAAUCGUUUUCAAAGGCAAAGGAUUAUCAACCAACUUCUAGAGAAUGGUUAACUACCCCAUGGGAAGAUUUCAAAUCACCAAAAGAGUUGGCCACCGAAGUAUUGCCUCAUUUCCCAACCGGUGUUGAUGAAGAUACCUUGAAAAAGAUUGGUGUUGCCAUUUCCGAAGCUCCAGAAGGUUUUGAAAUACAUAGAAACUUGAAGCGUAUUUUGAACCAAAGGAAAAAGGCUGUUGAAACAGGUGAAGGAAUUGACUACUCCACUGGUGAAGCAUUGGCAUAUGGUUCAUUGGCUUUGGAAGGAUAUCAUGUUAGAGUUUCUGGUCAAGAUGUUGAGAGAGGUACUUUUUCACAAAGACACGCUGUUUUGCAUGAUCAAAAAUCAGAAAAGACUUGGACUCCAUUGGCCAACUUGAGUGAAGAUCAAGGUGUGUUUAGCAUAUCCAACUCCUCAUUGUCCGAGUAUGGUGUUUUGGGUUUUGAAUAUGGUUAUUCAUUGACCUCACCUGAUGCAUUGGUUGAAUGGGAAGCCCAAUUUGGUGAUUUUGCCAACACUGCACAAGUCAUCAUUGAUCAAUUUGUGUCUGGUGCCGAAUCGAAAUGGAUGCAAAGAUCUGGUGUUGUUUUGUCAUUGCCUCAUGGUUAUGAUGGACAAGGUCCAGAGCAUUCAUCGGGUAGAAUUGAAAGAUACUUGCAAUUGUGUAACGAGGAUCCUCGUUAUUUCCCAUCUCCAGAGAAAUUGGAGCGUCAACAUCAAGACUGUAAUAUGCAAGUUGCGUACCCAACUACUCCAGCCAACAUUUUCCACUUGUUGCGUCGUCAAAUGCACAGGCAAUUUAGAAAACCAUUGAUUUUGUUUUUUUCCAAAUCAUUGUUGCGUCAUCCAUUGGCGAGAUCCAACUUGUCUGAUUUCACCGGUGACUCCCAAUUCCAAUGGAUUAUUCAGGAUGUAUUGGGCGACAAGUCUGAAGUCAAGAGACUUGUCUUGUGCACUGGUCAAAUCCAUGCUGCUAUGCACAAGAGAAGAGAACAAACCAAGGACAACUCUACUGCUUUCAUCAAGAUUGAACAAUUGAACCCAUUCCCAUUUGCUCAAUUGCGUGAUGCAUUAAAUGAGUAUCCAAACAUUGAAGAUUUGGUAUGGGCACAAGAAGAACCAUUGAAUAUGGGAGCUUGGUCAUUUGUGGAGCCAAGAGUUGAUGUCGUACUUGAAAAGACCGACAAGCAUGCUGGUUUGAAGUUGAGGUAUGCUGGUAGAGACCCAAGUGCCUCUAUUGCCGCUGGUACUAAGGCUAAGCACUUGGCUGAAGAAGAGGAGGUGUUGAAUGAAGUAUUCCAACACUAA
Messenger RNA from Lodderomyces theae, 3006 nucleotides. RefSeq names its product alpha-ketoglutarate dehydrogenase (gene KGD1). The record is from RefSeq and is a predicted model, not a curated record. Gene Ontology annotation, biological process: tricarboxylic acid cycle. The transcript has a single exon. Gene Ontology annotation, cellular component: oxoglutarate dehydrogenase complex; mitochondrion. Bases 1 to 3006 code for a protein of 1001 amino acids. Lineage: Eukaryota; Fungi; Ascomycota; Pichiomycetes; Serinales; Debaryomycetaceae. Gene Ontology annotation, molecular function: oxoglutarate dehydrogenase (succinyl-transferring) activity; thiamine pyrophosphate binding.